Gaeumannomyces tritici R3-111a-1 is the source of this 1194-nucleotide messenger RNA. RefSeq lists its product as hypothetical. The transcript is spliced from 2 exons. Bases 1 to 1194 code for a protein of 397 amino acids. NCBI's taxonomy places the organism in Eukaryota, Fungi, Ascomycota, Sordariomycetes, Magnaporthales, Magnaporthaceae. The record is from RefSeq and is a predicted model, not a curated record.
AUGGCUUCCAUCAUCGACCCCUACAUGUCCAACGGCACCUGCUACUUCGCCGCCGGCAAGCGCUCCCACUCGAGCUUCAUCCCGUGCGGCAACGACGCCAUCGGCCGCCAGACGUGCUGCAGCGCCGCCGACUUUUGCCUGUCGUCCAACGCCUGCUUUAAUGCCGAGUUCAAGCAGACGUAUCUUGCCGGCUGCACCGAUCCCCGAUACGACCAUGACAAGUGCCCUGUCAAGCCCAACCUGAGCAACGAGCCCUGGACCGGCCUCUCGUACUGCAACGGCACGUCCGAGGAGUGGUUCGCCUGCCGCAAGGGCGGCUCUAGCACCUUGCGGUCCGGUGAUCCGUGCUUCUGCCCCGAAGAGCCCCGCACCAUCGCCUUCAAGGACAAGUCGGUCCUGGAGCGCAUCGCCAGCCUGCCGAGGACCACGGGCUCGCGCAUCAGCUUCGAGCCAGACCACUACCCGUCGCCCCAGAUCGUCGUCGUCCCCACCACCAUCAAUGGCCAGUCCACGUCCGUCUCGAGCUCGGUGCCGCUGUCGACCUUGAUGACAAGCACAGGCACGGGUGGGGGUGCCGUCCCCGUCGAGACCUCCCCUUCGACUGACGCCGCUCCCCAGCCCUCCAGCGAUCUCUCGACAGCCGCCAAGGCCGGCAUCGGAGCCGGCGUCGCCUUUGCCGGCCUAGCCGCGCUCGCCGCGCUCUUGUUCUUCUUCCUCAAGCGGCGCAAGGAGGCCAAGGCCGACGGAGCCAGCGACUUUGGCGGCGGCGGUGGUGGUGGUGGUGGCGGCAACGCCAAACACACCACCGUCUUCGACCCGCACGCGCCGCAUCACGGCCACGAGAGCGGCGACCGCGGCGGCUUCGACUCCAAGAACCACGCCGGAUUUGACCGCUACAGCGACGCCCCGCCGGCUCAGCACGUCAUGCCGAGCCCUGUCACGCCCGCCGUGUCGGAACUGAGCGCUACUGCCGCCAGGCCGUGGAGCAUGCGCAGCGAGCUGCAUGGGAGCGAGCAACAGCCAAGCCCACGGGGCUCACCGGCCCCGCCCUCGUCGUCGCCGGACCAGCAGGGCGCAUACCGACCCUACAACCCGUCGCUCGUCCCUGCGGCGCUGGUGCCUGGUGGCAGCCACGCACAGCCGCAAAAUGUCAACAGGAAUGGGGCCCUCACACCAGUGGCCGAGCUGCCGUAG